CAGACAAACAAACACAGAAACACACGCGUACUUUGCAGCGUACACACGUGUGCGAAAUGCAUCUGGUAUCGGUGUUGGUCGAGGAUGGGAAGACUUUCGGCAUUGUUUUCGCGGAAAAAGUUAACCUCCGCCAAAACGCGCCUACUCGUGGAUCAGCUUAAAACGUCCUGUGGAGUAUUUUUGGACCCAACUAUUCGCUCGCCCAACAUCCAAGAAGCGAGAGCGUUGAAGAUUCUACGGCAAAUCGUCACCCGGUCUCAGCGCCACAUCGUCCAGUACAUACCAGAACGGGAUGCCAUUCUCGAGUGCUCGCUCAUUUUGGUGCAGAACUAUGUGGCCCAUCUGCGGUUACGACCGAGCCCGUUGAAACGGUUCCGCCAGGAGCCAUUUGCUGACGCGAAGGUGCUCUUCCAGGCAGCCAUCGAUCUGCUCGUGCCGGAGAUGCUGGACGAGGUGAUCGACACGACGCUGAAGUUUCUGCAGACGGAAAACCUCUGGCAGGUGGAGUUUAUCUGCGUAGAGAUAUUGAUGUUCGUGCUCGAGUGUCGUUCGCCAUCGGCCCCGCUGCUGUCGAAGCUGAUCGAUCGGAUCGAACGCUUCCUGGCGCUCUCGGACAUCGGCCAGGUACGGCACAUGCUGUCCGUGCUGCAGAUUGUGAUCGUGUCGCAGCGCUGGGAUCUGAUGGAAUACUCCGAGCUGUCCAAGCUGGUGCGCUUCUACCACAGCAGCGUCAUGAUCGGUACCAGCCGCAACCAGAUCUACGAGCUACGGCGUGGUUUCGAGAAGUGUUUGAAGAACCUCAUACCCCGCCUCUCCAUUGGCGAUCUGUACUCAUUCUUCGUCAUGAUGCUGCCGCUCGUGUUCGACACCGACAUGUCGGACGAGGCGCGGAUCGAGUUCGGUUCCACGGUGGAGCAUGCCGCCUCCACAAUGACUGUGUACGACCCGCGCAAUCGAAUGCAUACGGCCCAGGUGAGCACGUUCAUCGUGGAGUACCUGCUACGAUGCAUCGCUUCCAAAGACCCGACACGCUCCAUUCUGGCCUGCAAGGUGCUGACGAAGCUGCUCGAACGGGGACAGCACAACCCGAACCAGUUCCAGUCGCCCACCAUCUUUCACAUGGACACGUACUACGAAAUUGUGCUGGCGACCGAUUUCGCCCCGCUGCAGGAGCUGCUCGUCGAGCAACGCGUCCAUCUGGAGCAAGCCCUGCUGCAGGCGAUAGAGCGCCACAGCCAACGGAAGAUGAACGUGGAGGUGUUCUACCAGCUGCUCUGCACGCUGCUCGUCGAGGCACCGAGUGGAUUCACUGCGUCCGCUGUCAGCUGUUUGCUGCUGAAGGUUCAGAAAAUGUUUCUCAACUAUCCUACCGAUCCCGAUUCGUCGAUGCUCGCUGAUCAGCAGCAGCAACAGCACAACAAUCGAAUUCACACCACGAUAAUGGCGGUGAUGACACUGAUCAAUUGGAUCCAUCGGUCGGGAUCGAUGAACGCGUACAUUACGCAGGUCCUACACAAUCGUUUCGACCACGCUCCGAGUCUUAAUCCGCCGCUGCGGGAGCGCUAUCGAUACGCGCCGCACCACGUGUCCUGGUACGAGCGUAGGCUCUUCUUUGACUCGCUCGAGAUUCGGUACUGUCUGUGGAAGUGUUUCCGCAUCUCGGAGGAGAAAAUACCGAAACCGGCCCGGAUGCGCACUCGGUCGUACAAUGAUCCACGACGACGGCUGGACGGGGGAACGUUGAAUGUGUUUGCUGGCAUGUGAAGAAUGUGAUGUUUGUGACAAAAUCAUAUACAAAAAAUGGCAAAUUCACUGUUACAAAUUCCUAUACAAAUAUGUUUGCAUACCUUACUUUAAUACACAUUUAUCUAUGAAACAGAGUAAAAUAGCGAAUGAUAAACCCAAAGCUCAUAAUGCCUCUAGUACACGAGGCAGGCCACAAUGUGCUACACACUGCACAGCCCCAUUGUUGGUAGUGCAUAACAUGUGCCGUAAAGUAACCGCACAGGAAUCGCCAAAAAGCGGUAUCGUUCCAAUAAACAACAACCACCAACAGAACACCACCGUUAAGCCGGUUGUGUUAUGUUGGAGCAAGUGCAACCCUUGCCACAUCGGACAAAUGAAGCGAAGCUUGUGAAGAGAUUAAAAAUCCCAUCAAUUCCAGCCAGCUCUGGGCACGAAAAUUGUAAAGCCCCGCGGAACUUCAACCGACUGGGACGCACGAAACAGCACAAAACAAUGCGCCCGAAACGACGACAUGGAAAAUGGGCCCACCCGAUGAUUCCAGUGAUCCAGAUCAAACCCGAAGCGUUUGUCCAUCCCGAAUGGUGCAGUGCCAAUAAUUGAAUCGAACGAACUCGACCAAAUCCCAGCUGCACGUUACACGAUGCGCUGCUUUAAAGGUGUAGUUUCAGUUUGAAUAAUUUAAAGUAAUAUCUCGGUAGUGGCGGCCGCCGGUUCUGCCCGUUUCUGCUCGCUGCAAGCAAUCGACACAUCGGUCGGGGUGUGUUAAUAAUUCACAGUAAUGCGAUCUGAUAUGAUGUUACGGCCGAACCGGUCUCCCGCUCGAACCGUUGAUCGAUGAUUGAUUGUCGAAGGAAGGAGAAGCAUUUUCACCCCACCAAAGGAAAACUAUCCGGCGAUACUGGCUGCACUGCGAUCUGAUUGCUAGCCGUUGGAACGUAACGAAUUACAAAAGUUUUCCCCGGCUGGGAAUGCAACCGUCUUCGAACCGUCACGCCGUUCCAUAUCAUCUCAUACAGCAAAACAGUAAUGCUUCAUCCGUGCAAAAGAAGCGACCCGGACAGGGAAAGAGCGGAGCGAACAGAGUGAGCAUAAGAUGCUACGAAGAAUAAAUGUGAAAGCUGGUGGCUAGUAACCGUCUGCAAGCGGGAAUCGUCUUCCCGGCACUCAAAACGUUGCCAACGGUAAAGACGCACAUGGGUUGGCAAUGGAAACCUCCGAAUGCGACCGGUCGGUGCGCACUGCAAUGAGCAUAAAUCAAUCAGUGUAUGAAUAUUUUAGUACAAAUUCAUCGGCCCGGGCGGUGUGCGGUUGUCGUGCCGUGCAAGGCCCAGGUGCUCGGUACUGUUGUACUGUUUGUUCUGCCUUUCGUUAGGAUGCCCUGGCACUCAUUGCCAAUGGCCUCGUUCCGCGUGGAAAGCGAACCAGUUGCCGGCGUUCAAUGGUGGCGUUCGUUUCUAGCGGUCCUGUGUUAGUGAAACGAUAUUGUUAUUGAAGCGUUAUUAAGAACAAAUUGGCAGUUACUAACUCACUGUA
Anopheles arabiensis is the source of this 3279-nucleotide messenger RNA. RefSeq lists its product as uncharacterized. The transcript has 2 exons. Gene Ontology annotation, biological process: protein localization to plasma membrane. The record is from RefSeq and is a predicted model, not a curated record. Lineage: Eukaryota; Metazoa; Arthropoda; Insecta; Diptera; Culicidae. Gene Ontology annotation, cellular component: plasma membrane. Bases 85 to 1764 code for a protein of 559 amino acids.